Toxotes jaculatrix (banded archerfish) is the source of this 1572-nucleotide messenger RNA. It is a transcript of the gene sting1, whose product is annotated as stimulator of interferon response cGAMP interactor 1. The transcript is spliced from 7 exons. NCBI's taxonomy places the organism in Eukaryota, Metazoa, Chordata, Actinopteri, Toxotidae. Gene Ontology annotation, biological process: reticulophagy; innate immune response; positive regulation of macroautophagy. Gene Ontology annotation, cellular component: endoplasmic reticulum membrane; autophagosome. Bases 116 to 1348 code for a protein of 410 amino acids. Gene Ontology annotation, molecular function: 2',3'-cyclic GMP-AMP binding; cyclic-di-GMP binding. The record is from RefSeq and is a predicted model, not a curated record.
AAAACUGAAAGUGUUGGACUAUAACUAAAGGGCAGCAGAGAGAAGGGGAGGAGAUUCAAAAAGAGAACAGCAGACAAAGGAGGUCUCUGAUCUGGAUCACAGCAAACACACAGAGAUGCAAUGCCUCCGAGAUCAGGAUGCUCUCAUCCCUCAGCCUCGUGGGAAUUUUCCUAAGGUGUGUGCUGCGGGGCUGGCUGCCAUAACAACAGGAGGCAUCGUGUUUUUCUCUCCUGAAAGGUUAUUUGGCUGGGUUGCCAUGGUAAUACUCAUCCUGACCCUUGGCCCUCUGCUGCACGGGCUCUGUCUGCUGGCAGAGGAGAUGCUGUACCAUUCAAACACAAGGUAUCAAGGUCGAGGGCUGCUGAGCCAUGUGCUGCCAGCCUGUGGUUUGGGGGGGAAGACCCUGCUGGCUGCAGCACUGGCAAGCCUUCUGCUCUACCUGGCUGGACAUCCUCUGCCACACAAAGACCAAUGCUGGAAACUCCUCUUCUUGGCCUCAGUUCUUUAUGCGCUGUUUAAAAGCCUGGGAGUCCUGGGUCCGUCGGAGGUGGAGGUGUCCGACAUCUGUGAGGGGAGGAAGAUGAACGUGGCCCACGGCCUGGCCUGGUCCUUCUACCUGGGUUACUUGCGACUGGUGCUGCCGCAUUUGGAUGAUUCCAUCACAUCAUUUUGUGCCACUCAUUGGGCCAGCUGUCCCUUCCGGGGUCGCGGCUCCAGGAAGCUCCUAAUCCUUGUUCCUCUCAAUGCCAACAUCUCACAUAAGCUGGAAGACGAGGACGACAACAUCCGUUUUUAUGACAACCUCCCAAACAACGAGAUAGACAGGGCAGGAGUCCGGGGACGGGUCUACAAGCACAGCGUCUACAGAGUACUGGACGAGCAUGGGACGGCCCAUGAGUGUGUGGUGGAGUAUGCGACGCCUUUGCUGACGCUGUACAACAUGUCCCAGGAGAGCAGUGCUGGUUUUGGGGAGCCUGAGCGCAGGCAGCAGGUCCUGCUCUUCUACCGGACUCUGCAGAACAUCCUGGACCACUCGCUGGAGUGUCGAAACCGCUUCAAACUCAUCCUGCUCAAUGAUGAGAAUGAGGACGACCCACACCUCCUGUCAAAGGCCAUCCUCAAACACCUGCAACAGCAGGAGAAAGAAGAGUUCUGCCUCACCCCAACUAGUCAACAAGAGAUAGUCCACCGAUUAUCGAGUACUUCAAGUGCCCCGCCAAGUGCUCCGCUCUCAAACGGUGAAUGGCACCAGCCAGAGCCAAUGAGCAGGGAGCCCACGCUCAUGUUCAGCCUGGAGAAGCCUCAGCCUCUGAAGGAACCUGUUGAGGACACCGACUAUUGCCAAUGAUCAAUAUUAACACAGACUCAGGCACAGAGAGAGAAGAACAUAGAUAAACCUCAACAACCACUUUCUGUCAUACUAUAUUAUUUAGGUUUUUUUUUAGAUUAGGUGUUAAAGAUGUUAGUACAGCUCCUGACAUUUCAUUUCAUUCAUCAGAGUUUUGUACAUCGACCCUUUGUGCAUGUCUCUGAAUUCAAAUCUGAAUAAAUUAAACUACAAACAUGUGCUUA